CUCUCUCUCUCUCUCUCUCUCCUCUUCCUUUAUAAUGAGAGAAGGAGAGUGCUUCGUACGCAUGAUACCCCUGCUCCACCUCUUUCAAUACUACUGUAUGAAACAGAGUCAUAAAUAGAAAGAGAAGAGAGAGAGAGAGAGAGAGAGGAUCAAAUUGUGUAGUAACAACUCCCAAAUGGAUCAAUUGAAACCAAACCAAUCAAAUUCAUGUCCACUGACUCCAAUCACCUUCUUAGAAAGAGCCGCCACCGUCUACGGCGACUGCCCUUCCCUCGUUCACAACUCCACCGUUUACACCUGGUCCCAGACCCACCGCCGCUGCCUCCAACUCGCGUCCUCGAUUGCCACCGUGUGCGGCGUCAAGAGGGGUCACGUCGUCUCCGUCGUGGCCCCCAACACUCCCGCCAUGUACGAGCUCCACUUCGCCGUCCCAAUGUCCGGCGCCAUACUCAACGCCAUCAACACCCGCCUCGACUCCCACACCCUCUCCGUCCUCCUCCGUCACGGCGAAUCCAAACUCGUCUUCGUCGACCACCAGUUCAAACCCCUCGUCCAAGACGCGCUCGCCCUGUUCCCGCCAAAUACCCAAACACCCAAGGUCGUCCUCAUCACCAACGACGCACCUGCACAUACACUCACCUUGUCGUCUGAUCAGAAAACGUACGAAGACUUAAUUACGAGCGGUAAUUCAAAAUUUAAUUGGGUCCGCCCUCGUAACGAGUGGGACCCCAUCACUUUGAAUUACACGUCGGGGACCACUUCUGCUCCCAAAGGGGUAGUCCACUCCCAUCGUGCCCUCUUCGUCAUGACGCUCGACGCACUCAUCGAUUGGUCAGUUCCUAAACAGCCCGUUUAUUUGUGGACCCUACCGAUGUUCCACUCGAACGGGUGGUGCUUCACAUGGGGUAUGGCAGCGGUCGGAGGUACUAACGUGUGCCUCCGAAAAGUGGACCCACGUACGGUCUACGCAGCCAUACGGGAUAACCAGGUCACCCAUAUGUGCGGAGCACCCGUGAUUCUCAACAUGCUGUCCAAUUUCUCGAUGAAAGAACCGCUCAAAAACCCUGUUCAUUUCCUCACUGGUGGAGCUCCGCCUCCUGCCGCAGUUCUACUCCGGACCGAAUCGCUCGGUUUCGUCGUUAGUCACGGGUAUGGAUUGACGGAGGUGGCAGGGGUGGUGGUUUCGUGCGCGUGGAAGCGUGAAUGGAACCGGCUUCCCGCCACGGAUCGGGCGCGGCUAAAGGCGAGGCAGGGCGUUCGAACGCUUGGGUUAACCGAGGUCGAUGUGGUGGAUCCAGUGACCGGUUCGAGCGUGAACAGGGACGGAUCCACCCUCGGCGAAAUUGUUUUGCGAGGAGGCAGCCUAAUGCUGGGCUACUUAAAAAACCCGGAAGCGACGUCGCAUUGCAUGAGGGACAACGGGUGGUUCUACACGGGAGACGUGGGGGUCAUCCACGCCGACGGCUACUUGGAAAUCAAAGACAGGUCCAAGGACGUCAUCAUAACAGGCGGGGAGAACGUGAGCAGCGUCGAGGUGGAGUCGGUGCUGUACUCGCACCCGGCGGUGAACGAGGCAGCGGUGGUGGCGAGGCCGGACGAGUUCUGGGGGGAGACGCCGUGCGCUUUCGUGAGCCUGAAGAAGGCAGCGGUCGCAGCCGCGGCGGGGGAGAAGGAGGUGAUUGAGUUUUGCAGGGGGAGGUUGCCGCAUUACAUGGUGCCGAAGACGGUGGUGUUCAAGGAGGAGCUGCCGAAGACGGCGACGGGGAAGAUCCAGAAGACGAGGUUGAGAGAGAGUGCCAAGGCUUUGGGAUCGUUGCCAGCGAGUCGACUCUAAGUCAACUCGAGAUGAACCCAUGUACACUGAACGGCUGCGUCUUAUGAAUCUAUGUACACCGAACGGCUACGGACGUAGUUGUGGUCGAAAAAAAGGUGUGGUAUUUUAUGUCUAAGGAUUUUUCAUGUUAUAGGGGGAAAAAUAAAAAAAUAAAAACUUUAUACACCAGAUACAGAAGUUAUUGAGGGUUUUUUUUUUUGGGGGGGUUUUUUUUUUUGUGUAAAUUAAAAAGUGUGAUGGAUUGGUAAGCAAAAGAGGGAAGAGUGUGAUACAGGAUGUGGGUUUCUUGUACCGAUUGUUUUUAGUUCGGAAUAUGGAGAAUUAAAAUUUAUUGUAUUUCGAUGUGAAUAAGUGUGGAUUAUUGAAUAUGAAACUAUGAAUGAAAUAAGGAGUUUAAGAAUAGAAGGA
This is a messenger RNA of Rhododendron vialii, 2242 nucleotides long. RefSeq names its product 2-methylpropanoate--CoA ligase CCL4-like. The transcript has 2 exons. Bases 176 to 1834 code for a protein of 552 amino acids. NCBI's taxonomy places the organism in Eukaryota, Viridiplantae, Streptophyta, Magnoliopsida, Ericales, Ericaceae. The record is from RefSeq and is a predicted model, not a curated record.